Messenger RNA from Drosophila willistoni, 1750 nucleotides. RefSeq names its product neurogenic locus notch homolog protein 1 (gene C901). Gene Ontology annotation, molecular function: signaling receptor binding; calcium ion binding. Gene Ontology annotation, biological process: cell communication; anatomical structure development. NCBI's taxonomy places the organism in Eukaryota, Metazoa, Arthropoda, Insecta, Diptera, Drosophilidae. The coding region runs from base 21 to 1640 and encodes 539 amino acids. The transcript is spliced from 7 exons. The record is from RefSeq and is a predicted model, not a curated record. Gene Ontology annotation, cellular component: membrane; cell surface; extracellular region.
GUUGACCCCCCUUCCCAACCAUGACCUCUGAUCAAAUGAGAUUUCUACUGCUAAUAUGCAGCCUAAUCAGCACCAUAGAGGCAUUCAGAAGAAACUUUGAUUUGGCCCGUCAAAGUGGCGGCAAUACAAAUAUACCCCUUUGGAAGCAGCGUGCCUGCGAGAAGACACAGAAAUACAAGGCAAACUCACACUACACUUGCGAUGAAAAGGGUGAUGUUAAGUGCCUGCCCGGUUGGCAGGGUGAUCUCUGUCAAGUGCCCAUGUGUAAACGUAGUUGUGAUCCCAUGAAUGGUUAUUGCCAACGACCUGGCGAAUGUCGUUGUCGCAUUGGUUAUACCGGUGAACUGUGCGACAAGUGUAUACCAUUGCCUGGUUGCCAGCACGGCGAUUGCACGAAACCCUUCGAAUGUCUAUGCAAACCCGGCUGGGAUGGACUCUUCUGUACGGAACCGAGUUGCCGGAGUGGAUGUCACAGCACACGUGGUUAUUGUGAGGCACCGGGAGAAUGCCGCUGUCGCAUCGGUUGGGCGGGUCGAACGUGCAGUGAAUGCUCCACCAUGCCGGGCUGUCAGCAUGGGACGUGCAACAAACCGUUGGAGUGCAACUGUCUGCCCGGCUAUACAGGACUCCUCUGCCAGACGCCUCUGUGUGCCUCCGAUUGCAACAAGCAGCAUGGCUAUUGUCGCAAACCCGGUGAAUGUCGCUGCAAGGUGGGCUGGACAGGGACUCAAUGCGACAAGUGUUUCCCCUAUCCUGGCUGUGUUCAUGGCGACUGUGAUGCACCCUGGGAAUGCAAUUGUCAUCCUGGUUGGGGCGGCAUGCUUUGCGAUGAAAAGCUUAACUAUUGUGUAGAGCAUCCCGAGACGUGCGAAAAUGAGGGCAAAUGCAUAUCACUGAGUCGGGAGGAUGGCAGCUAUCGGUGUCAGUGCCGGCAAGGCUAUCUUGGCCAAAACUGUGAGAUACGCGAUGAGUUUCUGUUGACCUCGGUGAUGCCACCUCGUAUUACACCGCCGCCAACCGACACCGAUGUGGACCAAAUGGACGCAGGUGUUUCUGAUGACAACCAAAUGGAACUGGAACAGGCCGCAACGAGCAACGAAGCAAAAAGCCCGACAAAUGACACCGCAACAGCAGCAGCAACAACAGCAACAACUUUGACAUCCACUACCACAAAAGCAACAGCGACACCAACAGCAACCGAAGCGACAACGACAAUGGCAUCAAGGACAACGACAACGAGUGGAACAGCAGCAGCUGCAGCAACUAUCGUUGCCAGCCACAAUGGGACUAAUGAAGCGUUAAGCCAUGUUGCUGUACCCCUUGAUGAGGCGACAACAAUGAGGCGUGUACCCAGGCCGUCAACAGAAUUGAAUGCAACAAGUGUGCCAUCAUCCAAUCCUUCUAGCAAUUCCACACUCCACCCAACCACCCAGCCGACCAAGACCAUUCAGUUGAAAUCGACGGUGGCGCCAGCAGUGACCACGGUGGGCGGCACCAACAACAACAAAGACGACAAUGAAGAUGAUGAUGAGGACGACGACGACGAUGACGAUGAGGAUGACGAUGGAGAAUACGAAGAGGAGGAGGAUGAAGAUGAUGAAGAGGAUGACAGCGAUCAAAUUAUACCAAAUAUUAUAUGAGGCAAAAAUUGCUCUGACAAAUUGUUGGCAAAACUUUCAGAUUUAGCUUUAUGAUAAACCAUGGAUUUUUUUUUAUUAUUAAUCUGAUAAUAAAUUAUUAAUGAGAAAAA